GCCUGUCACUUUGCACGUGUGAAGGAUUGUUGAUUCGUGUUACAAGUGAUAUUCAGCCGCAGUUGUUUUAUUCGGUUUUUGAAUAAAAGGAUUAUUAGUUCUACGAUAUCUUGUUGUUGUCAAAUUGAUUGAUUUGAAAUGAAACGACUCAGUGAGGAGCGGGCAAAAAUCCUUUUUGAGAAACUCGCGAAAUUCAUUGGUCCCAACGUCAAGCAAUUAAUUGAUCGCCCGGAUGGAACCUAUUGCUUUCGGGAGCAUCGGGACCGUGUCUACUACGUGUCCGAAAAGAUCCUCAAGCUUGCUGAGACUUUCAAUCCAAACCAACUUGUUUGCGUGGGAACAUGCUUUGGGAAAUUCACGAAGAGCAACAAAUUGAAGCUGCACAUAACUGCCUUGACGUACUUAGCACCUUACGCCCAGUACAAAAUCUGGGUAAAACCAUCGUUCGAGCAACAAUUCCUCUACGGAAACCACGUACCCAAGUCCGGGUUAGGGAGAAUAACAGAAAACACUCCGCAGUACGCAGGAACCGUUGUGUAUUCUAUGAGCGACAUGCCUUUAGGAUUCGGUGUAGCCGCGAGGUCUACAGCAGAUUGCAAACUGGCGGAUCCCCUAGCCACAGUGUGUUUCCACCAAGCAGAUAUCGGGGAAUAUAUAAGAUCGGAGGACACCUUGUUUUAGACUAAGUUAGGUUUUUGGAAUUUUACAAAUAAAAUAAGUGAAAAGCA
Hermetia illucens (black soldier fly) is the source of this 728-nucleotide messenger RNA. RefSeq names its product 60S ribosome subunit biogenesis protein NIP7 homolog. Gene Ontology annotation, biological process: ribosomal large subunit biogenesis; ribosome assembly. The transcript has 2 exons. The coding region runs from base 139 to 681 and encodes 180 amino acids. Gene Ontology annotation, molecular function: RNA binding. Lineage: Eukaryota; Metazoa; Arthropoda; Insecta; Diptera; Stratiomyidae. Gene Ontology annotation, cellular component: nucleolus; nucleus; preribosome, large subunit precursor. The record is from RefSeq and is a predicted model, not a curated record.